Cyclocybe aegerita is the source of this 654-nucleotide messenger RNA. NCBI's taxonomy places the organism in Eukaryota, Fungi, Basidiomycota, Agaricomycetes, Agaricales, Hemipholiotaceae. The record is from the annotation of a GenBank genome assembly.
AUGCCUCAGCCGCCUUUCUUCAAAGAUUCAGGCCCGCAGCGAGCAGCACCCCUGCUCCCCCUCAAGAACAAGCUUGGGUGGUUCAUCGUUCAUUCUCGGCUUAUAUCUCAUUCAAUUGUCAAGAAACAAUGCUUUCAGCUCACUCGCCUCGACCUCAAACCUCUCAUCAACUUUUUAUUUGAUUUAUGGACCUCUGGGGAUUGCCCUCAAGGUCCAAGAGCUCUGUACCACCCGUUUGCCAACCUCACUGCUCAAACUUCAUAUUUGGACGUCCGGGAAACACUGUACCCAAUUUCGAGGGUUUGGCCCCAUGCAGCGAGCAAAAUCUACAGUCUCAAUCAGGGAUGUUUGUGGUUGGGCAAUGAUGUUGGUUGGCUGGUCGUUUAUUAUUUGCAUCCCUCCCGAUCGCAUCCCCACUCCGCGCCGUCAUCAUGCGUCCCUCUCCUCUCCUCUCUUCCUCCCUCGCUCGUGUCCCCUCCUACCUUGCGUGCCCCAUCCCUACCUCUCAGUCCGUCCGCCAUCGUCGUCCGCUCCUGCCAUCUCCCCUCCAUCCUCAAGAUCGCCGCGACAAUGGGGCCAUCUGUCCCCAUCGACAACCUCGACGCCCAGCGCACUCGCGAUCGUGAGUCCUACCAUGAUGUGAUCCCGCCGUAA